Molecule: messenger RNA, 1136 nt
Organism: Spinacia oleracea (spinach)
Lineage: Eukaryota; Viridiplantae; Streptophyta; Magnoliopsida; Caryophyllales; Amaranthaceae
Product: protein DESIGUAL 2
Exons: 3
Coding region: 122-721 (199 amino acids)
Source: RefSeq, a predicted model, not a curated record
GCUAGACGGUGAGAGACCCCACUUGAAGUUCAGUCUCCCUACUUUCCCGUUUCAAAAAUAUCAAAAGCUCAACUCUAAAAGAAAACCCCAGCUCACUUACAGAGGAGAGAGAAAAUAGAAAAUGGCAGCUUCAGUCACCAUUCUUGCCAUCGUCAUCGCACUUCACCUACUCGCUUUCGUCUUUGCUAUCGGCGCCGAGCGCCGCCGUAGCACGGCGGAAGUGGUACCAGACCAGUACGACGAGCGCACGUUCUGCAAGUACGGUACCGACGCUUCAUCGUUGUACGGAUUAGCAGCGUUUGUUUUGCUGCUGAUUAGUCAUUUGGUUGUCAAUGGAGUUACAAAGUGUCUCUGUUUUGGGAAAGGUCUUGUUGGUGGGUCCACCACUUGUGCUAUCUUCUUCUUCAUCUUUUCCUGGGUGACCUUCCUGGCGGCAGAAACAUGCUUGGUAGCAGGUUCAAUAAGAAAUGCAUAUCACACAAAGUACCGAGGAAUCUUUGGUGGAGAACAUUUAUCAUGCGCCACACUGCGCAAGGGGGUUUUUGCUGCUGCAGCUGCACUGACAUUGAUGUCAAUGAUUGGGUCAGUAGUCUAUUACUGGAUCCACUCCAAGGCUGACACUGGUGGUUGGCAGAGGCAUCAAAAUGAAGGUAUUGGUAUGGCAGCUUCAGAUAGGACACACCAGCCUCAUCAUCAGACUGGUGAUGUCAGCAAGCCCUAAGUGCUGCUUUGGCUUAGCUUUGGAAAUUGACACGGUAUUAUUGUUUAACCAUGGUUCAAGGGGAAAUUGGAUAGAGUUCUUUAGUGAUAUGUAAUAUUAGAUAUAUAAUAUAGAUAUAUGAUAUAUAGGUCGUAAAUUGAUUUGGUUCAAGUGAUGCAUUACUGCUCAAUUGUUUAUAGGUGGAUCGUUAAUGACGCUGAUGAUUCGAUGUGAAAGACUGUUUGAUGUCGGACCGUUAAUGGCCCGAAACUAAUGAUGUCCUACCUAAUCAAGUAAUGAUGAUGUUUCAUCGUGAAAGACUUCUUGUAUGUAUUAUCACAAUUAUAUUACGGAGUAGUAUGUACUUCGUAUUAGUUUAAACGGAGUUCAAUUUCUCAGAGAUUUAAUUUAUGGAGAUUUAUUUAUUAAGAUACUA